Molecule: messenger RNA, 588 nt
Organism: Penicillium roqueforti
Lineage: Eukaryota; Fungi; Ascomycota; Eurotiomycetes; Eurotiales; Aspergillaceae
Gene: gup1
Product: glucosamine 6-phosphate N-acetyltransferase
Exons: 2
Coding region: 1-588 (195 amino acids)
Biological process (GO): UDP-N-acetylglucosamine biosynthetic process
Cellular component (GO): endoplasmic reticulum-Golgi intermediate compartment; endoplasmic reticulum; Golgi apparatus
Molecular function (GO): monosaccharide binding; glucosamine 6-phosphate N-acetyltransferase activity
Source: RefSeq, a predicted model, not a curated record
AUGACCGCACACGCCCUUCCAAGCACCACAACCUCCGAGGCCGUAAAGCCAAUCAUGAGCUCAACCGUUACCUCAGUGGACGAGACGGUCACCGACGGUCCCCUCUUCCCCUCCACCCUCAUCUCCCCUGAAGUGAUCUCCCUCUUGCCAACAGACUACACAAUCCGGCCAAUGCGCCGCUCGGACUACUCUCGCGGCUAUCUGGACGUGUUGCGCGUGCUGACAACUGUUGGCGAGAUCACCGAGGAGGCAUGGAACCAGCGGUACGAUUGGAUUACCUCGCGCAAUGAUGAGUACUACAUGCUCGUGGUCUGUGAUGGUGCAGACCGAGUCGUCGGGACUGGCAGUCUGAUUGUUGAGCGCAAGUUCAUCCAUUCGCUCGGUAUGGUCGGGCACAUUGAGGACAUCGCCGUUGAGAAAAAUCAGCAGGGCAAGAAGCUUGGUUUGAGAAUUAUCCAGGCUUUGGAUUUUGUUGCUGCCCAUGUUGGCUGCUACAAGAGCAUUCUUGACUGUUCCGAAGUCAAUGAGGGUUUCUAUGUCAAGUGCGGCUUCAAGCGCGCUGGCCUCGAGAUGGCGCACUAUUACUGA